AUCCGGACAGGCAGGUAGGUGCCAUGGCGACGCCAUCGACGACGUCGCAGCCGACGCUCAAGGUCAUGCGUCUCUACAAGCCCCGUCUGUGCAUUGAGAAGUCUUACCGCCGUGAAUUCGCGCUGUCCAACAUGCUCCUUCUCCCUGAUAGCUUCGGCAACAUCUACCUCGGCGAAACCUUCAGCAGCUACAUCAGCGUGAUCAACCAAUUCGCGUGUGACUUGAAUCAAGUUGGUCUAACGGCAAAGCUGCAAACUCCCACAACUCGAAGCGACCUCAGCGACAAACGCCUGCUUCGUGGGGGCACCACGCCGCCCAUGAAUCCCAUGCCAGUUUUGCCGGCGGGGUCCAAUUUGGACAUGGCUGUCGAGUUCGAGCUGAACGAAGUCGGCGUCCACACGCUGCGCGUCGGAGUGUCGUACGUGGAUCCGGUGACGUCUGAACCAAAAUCCCUUCGAAAGUUCUAUCGCUUCCAAGUCCUGAAUCCAUUGACGAUUACCCUCAAGCACGUCCUGAUCCAGGACGAGUCGUUCGUCGAAGCCAAGGUGCAAAACAUCACGCAGAUCCCUCUGCAUGCUGAUUCGAUUUUGUUUCUGCCGUCGCCGCCUUUCAAAGCGCAAGAGUUAGCCCCACCCAAGCAGUCCAGCAACCUGAUAUUUCCCGACGACGCCGUGCAAUCCACGUUCAAAGUCACAGCGGAUCACUUGGAUAUGUCUCUGGGGACGCUAAACCUAGGACGACUCGAAGUCAAGUGGAAGUCGGCGAUGGGCGAGUCUGGGAGCAUGCAGACUCCACCAGUCAUUCGAAAGGUGGGUAGCGUGAAAGAAGCAGUUGUGACCGUUCUGUUGCCGACCCCGGUGCAUGCCCACGUCGGACAGCCCUUUCUCGCCUCUGUCGUUAUCCAAAACAACGGCACACGUGCAAUGCACUUGCAGCUUCAGUUGCGGCGCGACUUGAUGCUCGGCAUCCUGUGCAGCUCCGUGUCGCAUCAGAACGUCGGGUUUGUCCAAGGCAACUCGACGUUGACAGUUGAUGUCGAGUUUCUGCCGUUGGUCGCCGGCCUGCAGCAAAUCCAAGGCGUGUUUGUGGUCGAGAUGGAGACCCAGGUCGAGUUUGCGAUGGAAAAAAAGGUGUUCGUGUUGGUUAAGUGACACAACACGACGAGUUGGAGGUUUUCGGUGCCAGUACGGGACUGCCCAUCACGGUGAA
This is a messenger RNA of Aphanomyces invadans, 1209 nucleotides long. RefSeq lists its product as hypothetical. Gene Ontology annotation, cellular component: TRAPPIII protein complex. The record is from RefSeq and is a predicted model, not a curated record. NCBI's taxonomy places the organism in Eukaryota, Oomycota, Saprolegniomycetes, Saprolegniales, Verrucalvaceae. Bases 24 to 1151 code for a protein of 375 amino acids. The transcript is spliced from 9 exons.